Molecule: messenger RNA, 1519 nt
Organism: Juglans microcarpa x Juglans regia
Lineage: Eukaryota; Viridiplantae; Streptophyta; Magnoliopsida; Fagales; Juglandaceae
Product: protein SMALL AUXIN UP-REGULATED RNA 10-like
Exons: 1
Coding region: 235-801 (188 amino acids)
Biological process (GO): response to auxin
Source: RefSeq, a predicted model, not a curated record
CCCAUUGAUGGGAUUCGAUUCCUUUAGCUAGUGAGUGCUGAGGCAGUUGCGGCACCUGCACUAACCGACGUACGUUCCCUAAAUUUAAUGAUUUAUAUAUAAAAAAAAAGUAAACUAUCAAAUAAUGAUUAAUUAACAACUCUCUUUAAAUACUUGCACCACCACCCACUUGAGGAGUAUCCGAGGAAGAAGAACCAGCAGCUGGUCUUUUUUCUGUAGCAAGCACUAACUUCAAUGGAUUCAAACAAAUCCAACAAGUCUAACAAGAUCAGAGAUAUUGUCAGGCUUCAACAGAUCCUCAAGAAGUGGAAAAAGCUUGCAAAUGCUCCAAAAAACAGCUCUAAUUCUAUUUCUUCUGCUACUUCCAGCAGCAGCAGCAGCAGUAGUAGUAGUACCACUAGCAAUGGCAGUAAGAGCAUCAAAUUCAUCCUGAAGAGAACACUCUCCUUCUCAGAUGUUUCGGGGGCUUCCAAUGAUGUCGUGCCGAAAGGCUUUCUUGCCGUUUGUGUAGGGAAGGAGCUGAAGAGAUUCAUCAUCCCAACACAGUACUUGGGUCACCAAGCAUUUGGGAUGUUACUGCGAGAAGCCGAAGAAGAAUUUGGCUUUCAGCAAGAAGGAGUGCUCAAGAUUCCCUGCCAAGUGUCUGUGUUCGAGAAAAUCUUGAAGGUCGUUGAGGAGAAAAGAUCAGAGGCAGUGCUUCACCUGCAUGAUCAGCUUGGUUUCGAUGCAGACAAGAUUGGGUGCUACUCACCGGAUCAUUGUGAGCUUACACCCUCUAAUCAUCCUCAAAUGUGUAGAUGAUUACUGGUCUUGAUUUUUCAUCUUGAUCGCCAGAUCUUUUUCCUUUUCUUUUCCCUGGAUGUUGUGUGAAUGCAACGAAAUGAGGAGAGGAGACGAGAGACCUGAGUGAAAUCAGGGUGGGGGAGAUCUUUUAGAGAUAAUAAGAUAGAUUUCUUUUUCAUUAUGGGAAAUAGAUAUUAGUUUGGAUAUCAUGUCCAAGUUUUAGUGUAUCUGCCAUUAUUUUGUGCAGAGGACAUCAAAUUUUCGUUCAUCGUUGCGAUUCUCUAUCCAUUCCAGUUUAUUAAUUUAAUGUAAAAUACAUGACAUUUUAAUAAUUUCAUUUGAAAUAGAGAGGAUCUUAUUUCCUGUAGUAGUAGCCUAGCCAAUGACGUCAUUCCACUGAAAACCAUAAAGGCAAUUUGUAAGGAUGGAAGAUAACAUGGAGUAUCUCACUUAGGAAUAUGAUACUCUAUUGUGAGUCUGAGUAUGUGGUAUUUACGAUCACAUUUUAUUUGAAAAAGAAGUUUGUACUCCUUUUAAUGAUUUUAAUAUAGCUUCAAUUGUAUCAUUAGUUAGUCAUCCGUUAUUAUAUACAUGACAUUAGACUUUUACAUUUUGACAAGUGAUUUUUGGAUUUACAACCUUUUUCCCAUAAACUCAGAUUAAAAGUUAUUUGGUGUUCAAACAUAAAAAAGUGAUAGUUGCAGUCGUUCGUACGCAAACGUCAAACAAUCACUUU